Camelina sativa (false flax) is the source of this 537-nucleotide messenger RNA. The record is from RefSeq and is a predicted model, not a curated record. NCBI's taxonomy places the organism in Eukaryota, Viridiplantae, Streptophyta, Magnoliopsida, Brassicales, Brassicaceae.
AUGUAUUCAGUGUUUGGUGCAUUGAGCAUAACAGACGAUGCUGAUGGAAACCACUAUAUAUUGACAUCGGGUACGACUUGCAGUGGAGGAUGGACAAUCCCAGGUUUGGAUUUGCAUAAUCCUCGCCUCCUUGGUAUUUUGAGACUGAAUAUGUGGAAUAUACGGAUUCAAAUGCCAGCGGAGCUGCGUUUUUUCUUGAUGGCUCUUCUUCUCUUACGACAUGCACUGACCAUAACAGAUGAUGCUGAUGGAGAAGAAGAUGACCCAUCUUCUAUACUAUAUCUCUUGUCUUGCUCCGAGCUGCUGGAUUUCUUCUUCCAUGCUAUAUCAUGGCUUGGGCCAUCAGUAUUCUACAAUGGCAACCUAAUGCAAACCCUGGCUACACAGGAAGCUGCAGCUCUGGCUACACAGUUUGCGUUGGUGCUUCAGUCAGGGCAGCCUAGAACAGUUCACUUCACAGUAUCACCAGGACCACCAUCAUCCUCCAUCGCUCAUGCAACUACAUCUACACAACAACAGGAUGACGAUCCUGUCUGA